Necator americanus (New World hookworm) is the source of this 2874-nucleotide messenger RNA. RefSeq lists its product as uncharacterized. Gene Ontology annotation, molecular function: serine-type endopeptidase activity. Lineage: Eukaryota; Metazoa; Nematoda; Chromadorea; Rhabditida; Ancylostomatidae. The transcript is spliced from 25 exons. The record is from RefSeq and is a predicted model, not a curated record. The coding region runs from base 1 to 2874 and encodes 957 amino acids. Gene Ontology annotation, biological process: protein processing. Gene Ontology annotation, cellular component: trans-Golgi network; Golgi membrane.
AUGAGAACGGGUCUACUCGUAUUAUUUUCUAUAUCCUGUAUAUACUCUGUUGAACAUGAUUCGUUAUGUGACGAUGAGGAUAGUUGUCCGGAACCGACCCACACAGUGAUUCGGUUAGCAAAAAGGGACGAUCAAUUGGCACGGAAGCUUGCAUCUGAGCAUGGAAUGCGAGUGCGGGGAGAACCAUUCCUAGAUAGCCACUAUUUCUUGUAUCAUGAAGACGAGUCCCAUUCUCGUCGAAGAAAACGGGCUGCUGUACAGCGGUUAGAGUCCCAUCCUGCAGUUGAGUGGUUAGCUGAACAACGGCCCAAACGGCGAACGAAAAGAGACUAUAUCCAUCAUGAUCAGCACUUUGUUGAGCAAGAAGGCUAUGAACCAGUGAAACACUCCUCUUUGGUUAAGAGAAGAGCUGUUUCCGGUCAGUCAGAUUCGUUCUUAAGACGGCGUCAAACUGUCGCAGAGCCACGUGAGAUUCCUCAGCUGCCCUUUCCUGAUCCUCUUUACCAAGACCAAUGGUACUUGGUGGGUAGAGCGGUGGGCAACUAUGACAUGAACGUCCGUGAGGCAUGGCUCAUGGGUUAUGCUGGUCGUAAUGUGUCAGUCUCUAUUCUCGAUGAUGGAAUCCAAAGAGACCACCCGGAUCUUAUAACCAACUAUGACCCGUUGGCUAGCACUGAUAUUAAUGACCACGAUGAUGAUCCUACUCCACAAAAUAACGGAGACAACAAACAUGGUACUCGAUGUGCUGGAGAAGUCGCAGCUAUCGCUGGUAACAGUUACUGUGGCGUUGGAGUCGCAUUCAAGGCGAAAAUCGGUGGAGUACGAAUGCUUGAUGGAGCUGUAUCUGACAGCGUGGAAGCCGCUUCCCUCUCUUUAAAUCAGCAUCACAUUGACAUCUACUCGGCGAGUUGGGGACCUGAAGAUGAUGGUAAGACUUUUGACGGUCCUGGACCUCUCGCAAGGGAAGCAUUUUACCGUGGCAUUAAAAACGGACGGAACGGAAAGGGGAACAUCUUUGUGUGGGCCAGUGGAAAUGGUGGUUCAAGACAGGACUCGUGCUCAGCUGAUGGAUACACGACGUCAGUUUAUACUUUAUCCAUAUCUUCUGCAACAUACGACAAUCAUCGACCUUGGUACUUGGAAGAAUGUCCGUCGUCCAUAGCCACCACAUAUAGUUCAGCAAACAUUAACCAACCGGCUAUUGUGACUGUUGAUGUUCCGGCCGGUUGUACGAAAAUGCACACAGGUACCAGUGCCUCAGCUCCUUUAGCAGCUGGAAUAAUUGCACUCGCGUUAGAAGCAAAUCCUGCUCUCACUUGGAGAGAUAUGCAGCAUAUCGUUUUGCGUACAGCCAAUCCUACUCCCCUGUUGGGAAAUCCAGGAUGGUCCCAAAAUGGCGUUGGAAGAAUGAUAAGCAACAAAUUUGGUUAUGGAUUGAUGGAUGGAGGAGCGCUUGUAAGACUAGCCAAAACUUGGAAGACUGUCCCUGAACAGCACAUAUGUACAUAUGAGUACAAAUUAGCUGCGCCAAACCCACGUCCUAUCAAUGGCCGCUUCCAGAUGAAUUUCACUCUAGAUGUUAAUGGAUGUGAAUCUGGAACCCCUGUUCUAUAUUUGGAACAUGUUCAAGUGCAUGCAACAGUGCGUUAUUCGAAGCGGGGUGAUUUGAAACUAACCCUAUUUUCUCCAUCAAAUACAAGAUCAGUACUGCUCCCUCCAAGACCACAGGAUUUCAAUAGCAAUGGAUUCCACAAGUGGCCUUUCCUUUCUGUGCAGCAGUGGGGUGAAGAUCCUCGAGGAACAUGGGUUCUUAUGGUGGAAAGCGUGACCAAUAAUCCUAGUGCUACCGGGACAUUUCAUGACUGGACUCUGUUGCUGUAUGGUACGGCUGAUCCUGCACAACCUGGCGACAGGGUUCAUCCUCCAACUCCUGUUCCGUCACAGUCGAUGCUAGGAAGGAUACACCAGCUUACGAGUCAGUCUCCGCCAACGAGCUACGAUCGCUUGAAGAAUUAUUUCAAUAUGACUGAACAUAGCGAGCCGCUGUCAUUCGGAGACCUCCGCUCUGUCGGAGAUUGUCACGUGGAGUGUGAAGGCGGAUGUUCUGAGAGCAAAUCGGCUGUUGCAUGCUUUCGAUGCAAACAUUUCACACAAACGCUGCGAAACAAGGCUGGCAACGGAUUCAAGUGUGUUGCUCAUUGCGAUGACACGUAUUAUCUGGAUGGCGGAAAUUGCAAGAUGUGCUCUCCACAUUGUCAUUCUUGUACUCAAGCUGAGAUAUGCGAGACCUGCCCUGGAGCGCAGCUUCUAGUGGAUGUGCUACAUUCUCCUCAGUAUGGUAAAUGUGUAGAUACAUGUGGUGAAGGCCAAGUUGCUGAUUAUGAAAGCAACUUGGUGCAAGCUCGUUGUGUACUUCGUGCGGACCGCUGUGGAGUGGGCUACUAUUUGAAUGCUGUAGGGAAAUGCGACCAGUGCGACGGGGCUUGCUCGACUUGUCAUGGUCCAGGUGCGUUAGGUUGUGAUACAUGUGCUAAGGGGUAUGGAAAUCGCUCUACCGGUUAUUGUAAACCGUGUUGUACGGCAGGCCAGACUUCAGAAAAUUACCGAUGUGAAGAUUGUUCACCGAAUGCAAAAUACCCUCCACGUGGUCAUCGGGCCUCCAGUCUUUUCUGGUCGUUCACUUGGGUCUUCGUUGUGGUAGUUGUCGUCUCGUUUUUCGUAUCUGUAGCCUACUGCUUUCUGAAAGAUGAUCGCAGCCAAAUUGAUUACACUCCGCUGCCUCAUUACAACAGUCAAACUGAUGAAGUGCAUAUAUUGGGGUCAGAAUCGGAAGACGAAGAACCUGUUUUUGAUUCGAAACGACUCGAGAUUUGA